Messenger RNA from Sorghum bicolor (sorghum), 2856 nucleotides. RefSeq names its product transcription factor MYBC1. Gene Ontology annotation, cellular component: nucleus. Bases 656 to 1654 code for a protein of 332 amino acids. Gene Ontology annotation, molecular function: DNA-binding transcription factor activity; DNA binding. Gene Ontology annotation, biological process: regulation of DNA-templated transcription. NCBI's taxonomy places the organism in Eukaryota, Viridiplantae, Streptophyta, Magnoliopsida, Poales, Poaceae. The transcript has a single exon. The record is from RefSeq and is a predicted model, not a curated record.
UGUUUUGGAUGAAAUUCGUUGCUCCGAAAUACUGGGAAUGCAGUACAGUGAGCGGUGGGUGAGAGAGUUGAUCACCAUUGGGUUGGGUUUUUGGAAGGCAGCAGCAGCAAGCGAAACAAGGAGCUGCAAAGAUGGCACAAAAAUAGGUUUGGACGGAGGGGCCGGGCAGGCCACUAAUUAAAACCAGUGUCCAGGUCCAGCGCAGCGCCCAAAACUCACUCACUCCCCAGAUUCUCUCUCGCUCAUCCAUCAUCAGCAGGCAGGCAGCGGCUAGAGAAAGAAAGACUAGAGAGAGAGAGCGGAGACCGGAGGGGGAGGAUUUAUCAUGGCACGGCAGAAGCAGUAGCCGCAGCAGCAGGGGAUCGAAAAACCACCCUCCCUCCCUCCCCCCUUGCUGUGCUGUGCGAGCGAGAUACUACUACAAGAGAGAGAAAGGAGAGAGAGGAGAGAGAACGAAGGGCAGGAAAGCUAGAAGAAGAGAGAUCCACCUCGAAGUAACCCCUCCCUCCUCUCCCUCCUCUCCUCGCUUGCUCCUCCUGCUGGAGUGGAGUCGAGCCUCCUCCUCCUCCUCCUCCUUCCCGGCGUCGAGUCGAGCGACCGAGCUGCAAGAAUUGCUCUGCUCGCCCCUAGGAGAGGAGGGAGAGCAGAGGAGGACAUGAGGGAGGAGGAGGAGCCCAGCUGGUUCGCGCGCGGCGGCGGCGGCGACGAGCACCAGCUCCCGCGGCCGGACGAGCUCAUGCCGCUCACGCAGACGCUCAUCACGCCCGAUCUCGCCGUCGCCUUCGACAUCGCCACGCACGGCGGCGGGGCGGGUGCGGGGGGCGCCGGUGGCGCGGGCGGUGGUAUGCCCGACAUCAACGGCAACGGCGGCGGCGGCGGCGCGUCGUCGGCCGCGGGCUCCAGCGGCGGCGCCGGCGGGGGCGGCGCCGGCGACGAGCCGGCGCGGACGCUCAAGCGGCCGCGCCUCGUGUGGACGCCGCAGCUGCACAAGCGCUUCGUCGACGCCGUGGCGCACCUCGGCAUCAAGAACGCCGUGCCCAAGACCAUAAUGCAGCUGAUGAGCGUCGACGGCCUCACGCGCGAGAACGUCGCGUCCCACCUCCAGAAGUACCGCCUCUACCUCAAGCGCAUGCAGGGGCUCGGCGGCGGAGGCGGAGGCGGAGGUGGAGGCGGAGGCGGUGGAGGUGCGGGGGGAAGCCACUCCUCGGGGUCCGGCACCGACGCCCACACCGAGCACCUCUUCGCCACGGGGCCCGUCCCCUUCCUCCCGCCGGGCCACGGCCACCGCGCGCCCGUCGACACCUACCCGCCCUUCUCCCCCAUGGGCGGCGCCGCGCACCACCACCACCAGCAGCACCACGCGACGCAGAUCGGACACUUCCACCACCCCGCCGCCGCGCGCCCGCUCGCCCACCACUACGGUGCUUCGGCUACCGCCGGUUUCGACCACGGCGGCUUCCUGAGCCGCGUCGCCGCGCCGCCCGUCGUCGGCCCGCCCGGGAUGCACCACCACCGCAUGGUCGGCGCCGGCGCCGGGAUGGGGAUGAUGGCGCCCGCCUCCUUCGCCGACGACAUGGACCUCGGAUCCCGAGGCGCUGGCGGCAGCGGCGGCCGCCGCGAGCUCACGCUGUUCCCGACGUCCGGGGACCACUGACGGCCGGCUCGCCGGGGCUCCGUCCGACGACGGACGGCGAUGGGCAUCGGAGUCACUGCGGGCGGGCGGCCGCCUCCGCCCUCCGCCCUCGGGUACAUAAAAUUCGAAAUUCGUUUGCUUCCUGUCCCCCACCCCUCUGCUGCGCAACCGCCGCUGCUUCCCACAGAUCGGCAUACAAAUCGAGCAAGGCUCAACCCACCACAUCUCAAUCUCAAUCUCAAUCUCAUAGAGUCCAAGAAUUCUUGGGAAUUAGCAAUCCGUCCAUGCGUUCCUUCCUUCCUCCUAGCAUCUCUCGUCUCGUCACCCACCAUUGUUGCUGUUGCUGUUGAUGUUCGUGUACUGCUGCUGCUGCUGCUGCUAUUUGUCAUCUUCUCCCCUCCUCCUCUCCUUCCAUUGUUCUUGCUGCUGCUGCUGAUGACAUAAAAAGUUAGCCGUAGAAGAGAUGAUAUAUUUAGAGGAUUGUACAACGAAUUGUGACUCGACAACUUUCUCGCAUCCACCAUCAUCCGGCUUCAAUCUUUGCGAUCGCGCCAAGAUUCCAGGCUCGACACUCUCUGUUCUUGUCUUCUUGAGUGAUGCAAUGCAACGCAAGCCACCUUUGCUUCAGAGCAGCUAGUGAGUGACCCGUCAAACAACAAGUGAUGCAACCGUUGUGCAUGAUGAUAAGAGGUUUCUGUUUUCAUAUAUGGAUAAAUAUAGGCAGGGUUGAAUAAUCGGUACCAAGGUGUAACAAUGGAGAUGAAUAACUCUUGAGGAUUAUUACACCUACAUGUAUGAUAAUCGGAUCUUUGUGGGAGUGAAACCAUCUGCGAGCGUCAAAGUGGAGAUUCAGAGCUUAUUCUGCUGCUCUGUCAGUUUUCUUCCUCAGCACCUCCUUUGAUGGAGGGUAAGAGUUGAUGAGUAUAUGAUAUAUAGCAAGCAAGUACUAGUAUCAAUGUAGCAAGGGUUGCAACACUUGAUCACAUUGUGUUUGUGCCUCCCUAGAACAAACAUUGGAGCCAGCAGCUCAAAUUGGAGUUUGUUGUAGUAGCAAAUUGUAGCCAUCAUCAGCCAUUUGUAAAUCUGCGCGACUUAUAAAAGAGCUUCUUUGUAGCCCUGAGGAAACAAAAAAAGAGACCAGCUUGAUGAAUCAUGCUGCUACUAGUACAGUGAUGAUGCUUACCGUUCUUGCAUAAGUACUGUGUUGGGCUCUGUUCAAGUCA